This is a messenger RNA of Habropoda laboriosa, 611 nucleotides long. RefSeq lists its product as uncharacterized. The record is from RefSeq and is a predicted model, not a curated record. The coding region runs from base 1 to 429 and encodes 142 amino acids. NCBI's taxonomy places the organism in Eukaryota, Metazoa, Arthropoda, Insecta, Hymenoptera, Apidae. The transcript has 2 exons.
AUGUAUACCCUGCGGUACGUCACCCUUCUCUUCACCAGAAGAAAAAGGGUGGCGAGCGUUGUGCGCCUGCCCCUGCUCAGAUGCAUAUAUACAGAUUCGCAUGCAGCUAAAGGGGCAUUAUACCACCACGUUCCUGGAACUUAUCGAUCUGGCCGCAAGCUGUGCUUUCUUUGGUUAACGCCGACGUCACGGACGGCAGCUGAUAGGCAGAAUUCAACUGUGGACGGUCCUCAUUGGUCGGCGAGUCGGUAUAAACGGUGCUUUCACGGUAACCUGUUCCAGUUGUGUUGUUAUCCACUCACUGUACACUUGAAGAAUAGUAUGUAUAAAGUACUUCACAAUCAAGACAUCAAACACGAGUGCUCGCGGUCAGGGGGACUGCACGCGUAUCCUGAUCACUUCAGGGAACCUAAAAAGCUCCACCUCUAAAUCAGCCGUCUGCUAAAUGAUCAUCUAAAGGUUCCUGUCCUCUGGUAGGACUCUGUAAAUAGUGUACAUAUCGCUUUUCUAACAAAGGAUCUCGCUCAGAUAAGCACGAGCAAGCUCGACGGAUCGAACAGUCACGCGGGGAUUGAUAAAAAAGGAGUCGAGAAUACGAAACGUUUGCACUA